Lepus europaeus (European hare) is the source of this 1015-nucleotide messenger RNA. It is a transcript of the gene PNMT, whose product is annotated as phenylethanolamine N-methyltransferase. The record is from RefSeq and is a predicted model, not a curated record. The coding region runs from base 108 to 968 and encodes 286 amino acids. Gene Ontology annotation, molecular function: phenylethanolamine N-methyltransferase activity. Gene Ontology annotation, cellular component: cytosol. The transcript is spliced from 3 exons. NCBI's taxonomy places the organism in Eukaryota, Metazoa, Chordata, Mammalia, Lagomorpha, Leporidae.
CCUCAUCGCUCAGCCGCCGCCCCCGCCGCGGAGGGCCGGGUCGGGGUCCGGCGGUGGAUAAAGGGGCCACCGGGCGAGCGGGACACAGGGACGGCCAGGGCAGCAGCAUGAGCCGGGCAUUCACCAGCCACCCUGCGGGCGCAGCAGCCUCCGACUCGGACCCAGGCCGGGCGGCGGUCGCCUCGGCCUACCAGCGCUUCGAGCCCCGCGCCUACCUCCGUAACAACUACGCGCCCCCUCGCGGGGACCUGAGCAGCCCCGACGGCGUCGGGCCUUGGAAGCUGCGCUGCUUGGCGCAGACCUUCGCCACGGGUGAGGUGACCGGACACUCCCUCAUCGACAUCGGUUCAGGCCCCACCGUCUACCAGCUGCUCAGUGCCUGCGCCCACUUUGAGGACAUCACCAUGACCGAUUUCCUGGAGGUCAACCGGCGCGAGCUGGAGCUGUGGCUGCGGGAGGAGCCGGGGGCCUUCAGCUGGAGCGCCUACAGCCAGCAUGUGUGCCGCAUCGAGGGCAGGGGUGAGUCCUGGCAGGAGAAAGAGCGCCAGUUGCGGGCCAGGGUGAAGCGGGUGCUGCCCAUCGACGUGCACCAGCCCCAGCCUCUGGGUGCUGGGAGCCCGGCACCCCUGCCUGCUGACGCCCUGGUCUCUGCCUUCUGCCUGGAGGCCGUGAGCCCGGAUCUUGCCAGCUUCCAGCGGGCCCUGGGCCACAUCACCACGCUGCUGAGGCCUGGGGGGCAUCUGCUCCUCAUUGGGGCCCUGGAGGAGUCGUGGUACCUGGCUGGGGAGGCCAGGCUGGUGGUGGUGCCCGUGUGUGAGGAGGAGGUGAGGAAGGCUCUGCAGCAGAGUGGCUACGAGGUCCGGGACCUUCGCACCUACUCCAUGCCUGCCCACCUCCGGACAGGCGUUGAUGACGUCAAGGGCAUCUUCUUUGCUUGGGCCCAGAAGAAGACGGCGGUGGGGGUGUGAGGCCCCAGUGUGCUGCACGGCCCUCGGCUCCCAGAGCCCCUGUCACG